UUAAACCAAUCAAUUGUAUCAAGUGAUGAUUUUUUUCUUGCAAAAAGCAUCAUUCCAACUCUGAUGAAAAUCGUUCCAACAUCAUAAUCACAACAAUAAACAAUUUGAAUGGAAACAAAAUUAGACAAAAUUUUUGUUGAAAAGUGAAACUGAAAAAAGUGUCAUCAAAGUGCAAACCUUGUCAUGUUUAACAAUUGAAAUCAUUGACUAAUCAUCACCAUUAACCAUGGAUUUAACUUCAUUACAAGCAAUCAAUGGAAGUGAUUCAAUCGGGUUCAACUUCAACAACCUGGAAAGUCCAAUAGCUUAUAAUCACUACAGAGAUGAAUGCAGUCUCAGGCCGUGUGGACCAGAGGCAGGCUGCUUAAACACAAACCAGGGCCAUCAAUGCAUUUGUACCCACGACUUGCGUCCCGAAGACCCUAUCUUAGGAUGUGACCGAGGCAAACAAGCCAAAACUGUAAUAGAUACUGAUCACGUUGACCAUUCUUCCUUGCCUGCUCUUCCAAUUUCACCGAUCAAUCGUAAUCAUGAAACAAUUGAUGGCCACACCAAGCAAACCGAGCCAUUCUGGAAAAGUGAUCAGGAAUCUGCCAAUUUAACUCACUCGAAACAGUUGAGUAACAAUAAAGUAUUCAACAGCCUUUUGUUUCCAACAAUAUUUUGUCUCUUGUCGUUUGCCUUGCUCAUCGGAAUGUUUAUGGUUCUCCGACGUUACAAUGUGAUAUCAAAGUUGCGUUCAAGACGUAAGCUCAGCCCAGAUCCGUCAAAAGGGUCACUGGCCCGUUGUAUACAACAAUAUGUAAUUAACCCAAACUAUUAUUCAAGUUCACCUGAUGCAUCGUUUAGAAAAAUUCUUAGAAACAUUGAAAUUCCAUCGAAUCAAAUUCGUUACCUGGAAGAGAUUGGUGAAGGCUGUUUUGGUCGUGUUUAUAAAGGUGAAUACCAACCUACCGAAGAUCAAGUCAUUCAAGUGGCAAUAAAAAUAUUAAAAGAAGGAGUUUCAAAUGAACUUCGCAACGAUUUUGAAAGGGAAGUUGAAAUAUUGUCCAACUUUCGUCAUCCCAACAUUGUUAAACUAAUUGGUGUUACCAAUGAAGAGGUUACACCUUCCAUGGUUUUUGAAUACAUGGCACUGGGUGAUUUAACUGAAAUCCUGCGAAAAUGUGAUCCCAGAAAAUUGAAGCAUAAAAAUGUCGACUCACCUUGUUCAUCGACAACCGGAACAAUACUAUCAACUACAGACGAAAGUGAAAUUAAACCUUUAUACGAGGGUGAUUUGAUAUGGAUUGCCACUCAAAUAGCUGCUGGAAUGCUUUACCUUUCCUCUCAGCAUUUUGUCCAUCGAGAUUUGGCCACACGAAACUGCCUUGUUACCCACAAUUUGACGGUCAAAAUAUCCGACUUUGGCCUCUCUAGAGACAUUUACACUUGCGACUAUUACAAGGUAAAUGGAACGAAAAUGCUUCCAAUUCGUUGGAUGUCACCUGAGAGCAUAAUCUAUGGUAAAUACACUUUAGAAUCUGAUGUUUGGUCAUUCGGUGUUGUCCUUUGGGAGAUUUUUGCUUUUGGUAAGCAACCUUAUUAUGGACAUUCAAAUGACGAGGUUAUCAGGUUGAUUCUUCAAGGAAUCCUGUUGAUUCCACCAGAAGACUGUCCUGAAUUUAUAUACAAGUUGAUGGCUGGCUGUUGGAAAACUGAGCCAAAAGAUCGACUCAAUUUUAAUACAAUUUACAAGGAAUUAAUUACCAACUGUUCACCUGAUAGACAGAGGAUAAUGGACGAGAUUGAGAAGCAAGAGUCGGAAGAAGAAAGUGAAACGGCCGAUGAAAUCGUCAACAUAGAGAAUUACUUGAUGCCUGAAGAUUUGGUGGAAAUCGUGUAAACUGAUAGCCCAAGCUUGUAACUGUCCAUUGGGACGAAAAACUGAUUCGAUAUAAACUGAUUUUCUCCCCUGAAUCUCUUUCCAUUUUUACGAUUCAUUAUUUUCCAUUUCUCAUUUUCCAAAAUCAAUAGAAUUCAUUCCAUCAUUCAUUCAAAUGUCUGUUCUUCCUUUAAGUUUCAAUCGAUUAGCAUGCAAAAGAAGAAAAGAAAUCACUUUAAAAUCAAUUUAGAAUAAACCUAACAAAGUAUUCAUAAAAUGAUAAAUUGUAACAUUUGUUGAAAAGUCUCUAAGAUUCUUCAUAUACUUGUAACUCAAAUAAAGUUUUUAUCUUAACUAAAA
Molecule: messenger RNA, 2224 nt
Organism: Tetranychus urticae (two-spotted spider mite)
Lineage: Eukaryota; Metazoa; Arthropoda; Arachnida; Trombidiformes; Tetranychidae
Product: NT-3 growth factor receptor-like
Biological process (GO): positive regulation of kinase activity; cell surface receptor protein tyrosine kinase signaling pathway; cellular response to nerve growth factor stimulus
Cellular component (GO): axon; plasma membrane; signaling receptor complex
Molecular function (GO): transmembrane receptor protein tyrosine kinase activity; ATP binding; neurotrophin binding
Source: RefSeq, a predicted model, not a curated record